CCACAAUUUUUCACAACAAACUCGGGCAGUCUAUAAAGGUUGAAUCUCGGAAUUUGGAAUGAAUCUAAAAACAAAAAUGGCUUGCUCUUCUACUCUCUCUAAACCUGGAUCGUUAACACCGAAGGAGGUGUCUGUCUCAUUUGUUCUUGAAAGCGAAGUUCGUCCGCGGUCUCUUUCAGCGUCAUCUAGAACAGGGCCUCGUCGGGCUGGUCGAGUGCGAACGCGUACUGGAAUGUUGACUCCAAGACUUUCGCCCAUUAUGUCCAAAUCUGAUGACGAUUGUAUUCCAGGAACUCCAAUCAUUCAUGGGCUUUCAGAAGAUCUUGAGUCAAGCGUUAGUCGUAUUAAGGAGAUUCAGUCGUCAGUUCAAGAUUCCGCAUCGUACUCCGAGGGGUUUAAGUCCUUUCCGGAUAAUCCACCGCAGAGAACCGUGUCUUUAAAGCGUUGCUUUGAUUCUCAAGACGAAAAGAGCGACACUAGUGUCGGGGGGUACGAUUUGUUUGACACGUUUAACACGGAAAGCGUUUCGAAGGUGUCAUGGAAUGAAUUUUCUGGAGAUGCGAAUAUUACUCAGCCAGUUCCGGAUCGUCUGGAUUAGAAG
Molecule: messenger RNA, 601 nt
Organism: Gamsiella multidivaricata
Lineage: Eukaryota; Fungi; Mortierellomycota; Mortierellomycetes; Mortierellales; Mortierellaceae
Exons: 2
Coding region: 59-598 (179 amino acids)
Source: RefSeq, a predicted model, not a curated record